Puntigrus tetrazona (Sumatra barb) is the source of this 3984-nucleotide messenger RNA. RefSeq names its product signal transducer and activator of transcription 6, interleukin-4 induced (gene stat6). The transcript is spliced from 22 exons. Bases 152 to 2500 code for a protein of 782 amino acids. The record is from RefSeq and is a predicted model, not a curated record. Gene Ontology annotation, molecular function: RNA polymerase II cis-regulatory region sequence-specific DNA binding; DNA-binding transcription factor activity, RNA polymerase II-specific. NCBI's taxonomy places the organism in Eukaryota, Metazoa, Chordata, Actinopteri, Cypriniformes, Cyprinidae. Gene Ontology annotation, biological process: defense response; cell surface receptor signaling pathway via JAK-STAT; response to peptide hormone.
ACAAACGCACACGGAAGGCGCAGACUUAUAUCUCUUUACGUGCGUUAAAGAGCUGGCGUCGAAAUCAGGUAACUGGACUAGACAAAACUGGAGUCUAUAAUCAGUGAAUCAAAACAGUGUGAUCUCUUUUGUGUCAAAGUCCUUGCACACUAUGGCGCUGUGGGCACAAAUGACCCCGCAGCUACAGUACCUGUCAACCCAGACGCUGAAUGAACUCUACCCAGAAACAUUCCCUCUGGACGUCAGGCACUAUCUGGCCAGCUGGAUAGAAGAACAGAGAUGGGAGAACUUUGAUGUGGACAACAUGGAGCAGGAGCCUCAGGCCCUCAGGCUGUUGGAGCAGAUGGUGCAUUUGCUGCAGGAGGUGGCCCAGCUAAACCCUAACUUGGUGGACAGGGUCAAACUACAACAUAUCAGCCGGAACUUGAGUGUGUUCCAACCACAACCCAUGCAACUUGUGAGGACAGUUCGAGAUAUUCUAAGGAAAGAAAGACACUUAUUAGCACAGGCGGGUAUGCACUCUAACUUCCCACCCUUCCAGCAAAUUCCCCAGGGUCCUCCAGAUACCAGUGGCACCCCGCAACCAGCAAGAGAAGAUGGGAAGACUGAUGUGGACAAUCUCGUGCUCAAAGUUUUGGAAAUUCAGAACUGCCGCCAAACACUUCAUCAGCUUCAAGAGGAUUUAAACUGGGAAAAGCAGGAAAUGGAAUCGAUUCAAGGUCAAAAUGAGUUGGACCCACAGCAUUCGGAUCAAGUCGCUAGACAGACUCGCAUACAGCAGCUUGAGUUCACUUAUUCAAUCUGUGCAAAGAAGCGUGUCCAGCUCCUUCAAGACGCUCUGCGUGCUCUGGAGCAGUGCCAGGCCUGUCUUCUUCUCAGAAUUAAGUCCUGGAGGUGGGAACAGCACAGAGCAACCAUUGGUGUGCACUUUGAUGACAACCUUGGCUCUCUUCAGACAUGGUGUGAGCAGUUGCUCGGAGUAAAUGGUAACCUGAGGCAGGAGCUCAUGUUGGUGAAAAGAGACCACGGAGAGGUAGAGACUUUUAACACGUUGGUGGAAAGCCUGGCACAUCUGCUCAAAACUCUCAUACAGAGUUCAUUAGUAGUAGAUAAGCAGCCUCCUCAGGUCAUCAAAACCCAGUCAAAGUUUUCUACCACUAUUCGCUAUCUGCUGGGAGAGAAAAUGGCCCCUGGAAAACCUGUCCUGUUGAAGGCUCAGAUUAUUACUGAGGCUCAAGCGAAAAACCUGGGUCAGCAAGAGAUCGUUCCCAAUGAAAAUGUAGGAGAACUUAUCAACAGCACAGCCAUAUUAGAGCACAACACUUCGAGCAAGAGCACAUGUGCUACCUUUAGAAACAUGUCCAUAAGGAGGAUCAAACGAGCUGACAGGAAGGGCUCUGAGUCAGUGACGGAGGAAAAGUUUGCUUUGUUGUUUACCACAGAAAUAACCAUCACGGGCUGCGAGAGCCCUUAUGGCAUUCAGACAAUCUCUCUUCCUGUGGUUGUAAUUGUACAUGGUAGUCAGGAAAUCAAUGCUAUGGCGACCAUAAUAUGGGACUGUGCCUUUUCUGAAUCUAAUAGGAUACCGUUCGUUGUUCCUGAGCGUGUGUCCUGGAAGCAGAUGUGUGAAGCUCUUAGCAGUAAGUUCAUGUCUGAAGUUCAGACACAGCGGUGCUUGGACAGAUACAACCUUCACUUUCUCGCCCAGAAGAUCUUUGACCAACCAGACAUCUCUGAAGAUUUAAGCAAUAUGCCAGUGUCAUGGGCUCAGUUCAACAAGGAAGUUCUGCCUGGUCGAAACUUCACCUUCUGGCAGUGGUUUGAAGGGGUGAUGGAUCUUACAAAGAAAUGCCUGAGAGACUAUUGGAGUGAAGGACUGAUCUUUGGCUUCAUCGGAAAACAGCAUCUCCAUGUCAUCCUGCAAAACAAACCCAACGGCACCUUUCUUUUGCGCUUUAGUGACUCUGAGAUUGGGGGCAUCACCAUCGCCUAUGUGGGCCCCAGUGAUAACGGAGGCAGGAAAAUCCAGAAUAUCCAACCCUUCACCAAGAAGGAUCUGGACUCAGCGGGCCUUGGCGAUCGCAUACGGGACAUUAACUGCAUCACUCACGUGUAUCCAGACUUAUCAAAGAAUGACGUAUUUAAGAAAUUCUUCACAGUGCCUUCUCCUCCUAAUCCUGAUGGAUAUCUGCCAUUCAAACUAACAACAGUAGUCAACCCAGGAGACCAGUGUUCCUCCACCUCCAGCAUACCACCUGACACUCCUAUCGAUAUGUACGGGCAAUCUAUGAGCAGUGUCUAUGGGUCUAGCAUGAAUCAGAACAUUUUCUCCCCACUUCCUCAAUCUACAACCCCUUUUAUGCCAGAGCAAAUACCUGUUCAAGGACCACUCUACCAAUCACCCAUGCCACAAGCUCCUUCGAGUGAAGAAAUAGACAUGGAAGCACUGGAGGGAAUUUUGUCAUCAUUUUGUCAAAAUACUAACAAAGAUCUUCAUUAGAGGUACAGACCUCUUUGUUCUUGUUGGACAAAUGCUAUUGGAUGGCUUGGUGCUCUAAAGACAUCCAGCACAACUCGCUCAUCCUAAAGGACACAUUAUCCAUUUGUUCCCCAAAAAAGUGUAUCAGUAGGAAUGCACUUUUCUUAAAUUCAUUUCCAUGAAUCAUUGAGCGGUGAGCGUUUUUCUAUCACAUGGAUUGUUUUUUCCUGCAUAAACACACUAACCGUGCAGUUUAAAGGGACAGUGUGUUUCAUUUCUAUGAGAAGCAGGUGAACCUCUGACAAAAAGAGUCUUGUUAGCAUGCAGUACAUAAACUCACAAGUCGUUCCCUGUUUCGGUCUUAUGACUGCUCCUGAAAGUAGCAUUAUAACUGACAAGUGAAACAGGAAAUUAUUUGCUAUCAGGUGGUUUUAUCAAGAGAGACCAAAUAGGUUUAACAUAAUACACAUUUUUGUCUGCAAGAUUUUUUUCCUUGAAAUUUGAUGAAGAAAAACAUAUUCCAGGGACCAAAGUAGAUGAGCGAAUUUUUACUCCAAUGUCCUGAAUGAAAUGAGAUGCAGACAAUGAUUUGGUGAGCAUACUUUUAGACCUUUUACAAAUGAUAGGUUUUUAUUAAAAGUUUUUGUGCCAUAUUCCUUAUAGUCAGUUUUUUUUUUAUUUGGUUGUUUGAUUUGCAUGACUUGUGUGUGAUCGCAUAUUCAAUAUUCAGUAUUUGUCUACAGUCUACAGUCAGGUUUGGCCAGUAAAGAUAAAAUUAGGGUUUUUUAAAUUACAUGUGACUAGGGAGUUUUGCUUUACUCAUGCAUCAGUAGUUCCUCAGUCAAUUAGCUCAGUUUUAUCGCUGCAGGCCUGCAAAGCUCUCUUUACACCAUUGAUGGGUAUAAAUAUAAAUCAUGUGCACAAAAUAACAGUAAGGUUUUAUGUCAUAUCCAGACAUAAUGCUCUCUGUGCGUACUCUACAGUGUUCUGUGUGCACAUUUUCUGUAUUUAGUGAUACAAGUCAUCAACAUUCUUAAAAUGCAAAUAUAAUACAGUUUCUCCUCCAUAAACUGUGAUUUUUGCCGUCCAACGAUACUGUUCUAUACCUUAUAAAAAUAUAAAGCUUUCAUUUUAGUACUUUGAAUAUGAAAAUAUAUCAAAUGGGAUGUUUUUCAAAGGUGUCAGUGUAACUGUCUGUAUGUAUUUAGUCCAGAAGGGAAGUACCAAACAGUUUUGUUUCUGUUGUCUAUUCGGAGGUUGUUUCUGUUGCACUAACUGAUGAACGUGCUAGAUAUGCACCUGCCUGAUCGAUACCCAAAAAUCUCAUCAUAUUGCUGUUACCGGCCACAGAGGAGUAUAAAGCAACUUAUGCAUUUGUCUAUGAAAAAUUUUUCUUUUUUCAUGCAUGUGACCAAAUUUGUAAAGCAGAUAUGUCCGAUUUUUGUAAAAGAAAUGUUCGUAUUCCAAUGUUCUGAAUCUGAUAAAUAAAGUCAAAAUCCAUUUAA